Quercus lobata is the source of this 2682-nucleotide messenger RNA. RefSeq lists its product as uncharacterized. Lineage: Eukaryota; Viridiplantae; Streptophyta; Magnoliopsida; Fagales; Fagaceae. The transcript has 3 exons. Gene Ontology annotation, molecular function: nucleic acid binding; RNA-DNA hybrid ribonuclease activity. Bases 1 to 2682 code for a protein of 893 amino acids. The record is from RefSeq and is a predicted model, not a curated record.
AUGGAUGAACUUUUACAGAAGCAAGAAAUUUAUUGGGCCCAACGGUCUAGAAUAAAUUGGCUAAAACAUGGAGAUAAGAACACCAAAUUUUUCCAUGCCAAAGCGACACAAAGAAGAAGGAAAAAUUAUAUCAAGGGUAUCCGGAAUGAUCAUGGGCAGUGGGUGGAAGAGUUGGAGGAGGUGGUUGGGGUUGCUUCAGCCUACUUUGACAACCUUUUUCAUGCAGGAUUGGGGGAUCAAAUGGAGGAGUGCCUGAAUGCAGUGGAGAGUAAGGUGACUGAUGACAUGUGGGAAUUUUUCUCUACUGAGUUUACUGCUGAAGAAGUUAAAGUGGCUUUGUUUCAAAUGGGACCAACAAAAUCUCCAGGACCUGAUGGUAUAAACGCCAUUUUUUAUCAAAAAUUCUGGCAUGUGGUGGGUGACUCUGUUGUUCUUGCUGUUCUGGAUUUUUUAAAUAAUGGUAAUAUGCUUCCUGAUAUUAAUCAUACAAAUAUUGUGCUUAUCCCUAAAAUCAAAAAUCCAGAGAGAAUGUCUGAGUUUAGACUAAUAAGCCUUUGUAAUGUUAUUUACAAAAUUAUUUCCAAGGUGUUGGCAAACAGGUUGAAACAGGUUCUGCCUCAGAUCAUCUCACACACUCAGAGUGUCUUUGUACCGGGGAGGUUGAUUACUGAUAAUGUGUUGGUGGCAUACGAGACUCUCCAUACCAUGCAUUCCAGGAAAAAAGGGAAGAAGGGGUCCAUGGCAUUGAAGCUGGAUAUUAAUUUUAUUGCAUUGUUGAACAAAGCAGAAUCAGAAGGGCGGCUUAAGGGAGUCUCCAUUUGCAGAGAGGCACCAAAGGUCACGAACCUUAUGUUUGCUGAUGACUCAUUACUGUUUUGCCAGGCAACUAGGGAUGAGGGGGAAACCAUAACUGAGAUCCUUCAAAUCUAUGAAAGAGCCUCUGGGCAGAGUAUUAAUCUAGAAAAGUCCUCAGUUUACUUCAGCAGCAACACCUCAGAUAGCCAGAAGGGUCAGAUUUUGGGUGCAUUGGGAGUGAAGGAGGUUAGCCGGUUUGAAACAUACCUUGGCCUACCAACUUUGAUUGGGAGGGCUAAAUAUCACACUUUCUCAUUUUUGAAAGAUAGAAUUUGGAAGAAGCUCCAAGGAUGGAAGGGCACCUUAUUGUCUAGAGCUGGCAAAGAAAUCCUUAUCAAGGUUGUGGCACAGUCCAUACCCACCUAUACAAUGAGUGUGUUUCAGAUACCUUUGAAACUUUGUGAUGAGCUAGAUGCAUUGUAUGCAAAAUUUUGGUGGGGUCAAGUGUGCAAUGAACGGAAAAUUCAUUGGAAAAGUUGGGAUAAGCUUACUAUUGCAAAGAAAGAAGGUGGCAUGGGAUUUCGGGAUUUGAGAGCCUUUAAUUUAGCCAUGUUGGCCAAGCAAGGGUGGAGGAUGAUAAAGGAUAAUGAUUCGUUGCUCUAUCAAUGUUUUAAAGCAAGGUACUUUCCGAGAUCAAAUUUCCUUGAGGCUAAAGAAUCACCAAAUUGCUCAUAUGUGUGGCGAAGUUUGAUGGCUGCAAUGCCUAUUCUCCAAUCCGGUCACUGUUGGAGGGUUGGGAAUGGAUUCUCAAUUAAUGCUUUAAAGGAUAAGUGGCUUCCUAAUUUUCCCACAAACAAGGUCCUUAAUCCGAUCCAAGAGAAUGGGGAUGAUUUGAUGGUGUGUGAGUUGAUCAAUCCGGAGCUUAAUACAUGGAGAUAUGAGGAUAUUAGAACCAUCUUUCACAGCCAAGAAGCGGAUGCAAUCUGCCAAAUUCCAUUGAGCAGAAGAUUUGUAGCUGAUACUAUAAUUUGGAUGCAUAACUCACGAGGUAUUUUUACUGUCAAGUCUGCUUAUCAUGUGGCGAGAAGAAUUCUUACUGAUGAAGCGUGGGUUGGAACAUCUGGAGGUGGUGUUGCUAAAAAGAAACACAAGCAUGGCCAGUCCGAUUUGGUGCAACUGACGGAGGAAUUGUUGGAGCGAUUGAAUUUGGAAGAGCUUGGGCUAUUCUGGACUCAAGCUUGGCUGAUCUGGAAUCAGCGAAACUCAUUGCUGCAUGGUGGAAAAAUGAAGAGCCCAAUUUGUUUGAACAAACGGGCAGAGGAAUGCAUGGAAGAUUACCAACGGGCUCAAACACGACUUAAUGCUCAGCCGAGACAGCAACCUUAUGAGGAAGUAUGGAAACCACCACCUUCUGAGGCGUACAAACUCAAUUUUGAUGCUGCAACAUUUCCGAAUUUAGGCAGAACAGGGAUUGGAGCAAUUGUUCGAAAUGAAAAGGGAAAGGUAAUGGCUGCAAUGUCUGCCUGUGGACCGGCUGUGCAAACCAGUGAUGAAGCGGAGUUGCUGGCUUGCCAGAGAGCUUUAGAAUUUGCUGUGGAUGCUGGCUUUUCCAAAUUGAUCAUUGAGGGUGACAACAGUAACGUCAUUCACGAUAUAUCUUCAUCAAAGGAAAACACCUCUUCAUUUGGCAAUGUAGUGGAUGAUAUUCGCCAUUUGAUAAGGGGUUUAAUUUGGUCUGAGGUUUACUGUAUUAGAAGGGGUGGGAAUAGGGUAGCCCAUGCUUUGGCUCAACAUGCUAGACAAACAUUAGAUGAGGACUUGUACUGGUUGGAGGACUCUCCCCCACCAGCCUUGGAUGCUCUGUAUCAUGAUCUUUUAUCUAUCUAA